AUCGGUACGUCCCUCCCUAUGCGCUCUGAUUGGCUAUGGAGAGGCCUGUUUGUUGUGAGGGGGACGGAGGUCGCCAUCUUGUUCCCGGCGGUAACUGAGGCUGGGUGCCUACCGGUACCGAGAGCCCAGUGCUGAAGAAUGUCCCUGGAGACCUAAGAUUUGCAUUCAUUGUAGUGAGCGUGUCAUAGCGCGCCCAGUUGUUCACCUUCUCCGGCGAGUGCCCCGGUUUUCGCUGCUGCGGCUGAGGAUGAACGGAGGAUAAAUGGUGCCCAAACCGGACAGCGGCACCUUCCUUCUGCUCUUUUUGCUUGUUCUUACACUGACUGAGCCGCUGCGGCCAGGUCCACGAAUAGUUCUGGCAAGACUGCAAUCAGAGCUGCGCUGCACCCCAGGGCAGUUUGCUUGCCACAGUGGUACCAUACAGUGUAUCCCCCUGCACUGGCAGUGUGAUGGAUGGCCGGCAUGUGAAGAUGAGAGUGAUGAGGUCAACUGUCCAGGUCUGGCUGGAGACCAGCGAACAUUUCAUGGAAAAGAGAGCGUGGACACACGUUUUAACAGAGGUCGGAGUGGGGAAACCCCUCGAUUCCAUACAGUGAAUUUUGCCCAGCCUGUCCGUUUCAGCAGUUUCCUAGGAAAAUGCCCAUCAGGAUGGCAUCACUAUGAAGGAACAGCCAGCUGCUAUAAGGUAUAUUCAUCAGGAGAAAAUUACUGGGAUGCUGUACAAACAUGUCAGAAGGUAAAUGGGUCUCUGGCAACGUUCACUACAGACCAGGAGCUGAAAUUCAUUUUGGCCCAAGAGUGGGACAUGGAAGAAAGACCAUUUGGAAGGAAGGAUCAGCAGAGAUUGUGGGUUGGAUACCAGUUUGUUAUUACCAGCAGGAACCAUUCUAUGGAGGGUCAUUGGGAAGUCGCAUAUAAAGGAUCUGCUGAGGUUUUCUUGCCACCCGUGCCCAUCUUUGGAACAGCAAUGUCAGACAAUGAGAAUAUCUUGUGUGCCCAGUUGCAAUGCUUUCAUCUGCCAUCUUUGAGACAUCUGGGUCUGCACAGCUGGUAUGCAGAAAACUGCUAUGAAAAGUCAUCUUUCCUCUGCAAGCGAAGCCAGACAUGUGUCGAUAUCAAGGACAACAUUGUUGAUGAAGGCUACUACUUUACACCUAAGGGAGAUGACCCAUGCUUGAGCUGCACAUGCCACAAUGGUGAGCCAGAAAUGUGUGUGGCUGCUCUUUGUGAAAGACCUCAGGGCUGUCAGCAGUAUCGCAAGGACCCCAAGGAAUGCUGCAAGUUUACUUGCCUUGAUCCAGAUGGAAGCAGCCUUUUUGACUCUAUGGCCAGUGGUAUGCGAUUGAUUGUGAGCUGCAUCUCCUCUUUCCUUAUUCUGUCUCUUCUGCUCUUCAUGGUUCAUCGUCUAAGACAGAGACGCAGGGAACGUAUUGAGUCCUUAAUAGGAGCCAACUUGCACCACUUCAAUCUUGGCCGCAGAAUGCCAGGCUUUGACUAUGGACCUGAUGGUUUUGGCACAGGCCUGACACCACUUCAUCUGUCAGAUGAUGGAGAGAGUGGGGCAUUUCACUUCCAUGAGCCACCUCCACCUUAUACAGCUUACAAAUAUUCUGAUAUCCAGCAUCCAGAUGAUCCACCCCCACCCUAUGAAGCAUCCAUUAGUCCUGAUAUCAUACUGUGCUCAAGUCCAGAUCAAGUGAGUCACCAAGCUGCUGUCCUGGGCCAAUUGUCAACUGCAAGCAGUAGCAAUGCAUCCACCCCUCAAACAACAGAAGAGCCCUUGCCCCCAGCAGUGCCAUGUCUUGCCCAAUCUCAAAGUGACACCACAAGCUCUGGGGAUGUCAGUAGUACUUUGCUGGUGUCCCCCAAAACCCUGCAGAAUGAAGCCUUCACUAUUGAUACUCAAUCUGGACCUUCACCUAGCAAUUGCUCUCUCAACACUGUUGUUUAAAACCGCUUACCAACGGCUGCCAGCCAUGCUGGAUUUUGGGGGCAAAGCAAAACAGUGCACUCUUUGGAUGUAGCUAUGUCCAAAUGAAAGGCAGGAUUAAGCUCCUGGAACUUACAUUCUUAGUUUAGGGGUAUUUGGAGUCAUUUUUCUUUCUUGUUAACCCCUUUGCUACCUAAGAUCUCAGCCUCAUGUUGCAACGUUCCACCGGCAGCUCUUGUUAAGCAGGCGGUCAAGCCUGAUCUUGAAAUCCAGAGUGAUCUAUCAUGUAAAUAUUACAUUUCAAAUACUGCACUUUCUUCAUUCCCCCAUAAGUGUUAUUUUGUCAGAGAGAGAGUGGGAAGAACAAAGUAUACUCACCUCUACAUUUUUUAUACAGUGUGGGACUGGAUUUUAUGUUUUCUUGAAUUACAUAACUUGCAAUAAUCAUGCAAGAUCCUUAACCACAGAACUCCAUCACAGAGGGUGCAGCAGUGAAAAUGCACUUGAAUUUUAAGGACAUAAGGAUUAUCUUUUUCCAGUAGGGAAAAUGGACACAUUUGGCCGCUUUCUGACCUCUGUCUUGAAUCCAAACUCCACAUAUUUCUCUGAACAUGUUUAAUAUGAGGUUGUUGGUAUGUGAGUGGUGAGUGGAUGUUUACCCUUUUUUGUUUUGCAGUGUCUAGAUAAUCUCUACAUUCGGGACCAGAUGCUAAGAUUUUUUUUUUUUCUGCCCAAAAAAUCCCAACUCCACCAUUUUAGGUGCUGCCACUUUGCAAUAAAACUUCGUGUUUCUCCAAAUUUUAACCCUGCCUUAGUUCAGGGGAUCUCCAGCUGUCUAUAUACGUAUGUAAGCAAAAGCCAGUGCACACUGGGAGCUUUCCAACCUAGUUCUAUUGAAUUAACGUUUCAGUCCUAACCUGGGACCUUUAUCAAGAUAUAUGUAUCUCCUAUCAUAUCUGGAUGCUGGACUUUCUGUUGAGUAUAUUGUAGGAAGGUCAUUUUUGGAGAUGCAAGUACAGAACAUGCAUGUGAGAGUUAAUGUAAUAGUAAAACAGUUUGAGCUGUUGGUGCUGGUAUUAUCUCCUUUGCUAAUAUUGCCAUUUUGAAUGCCAUGCAUCGCCAUCAUCAUGUUUGCCCAUGAUAAUUUACAUAUGACAAGACAAUGUACUGGAAACGGUUUAAUGGUAAAAUCGAAUGAAAUAAGCUUUGUGAGCAUGGCUCUGGGUCUCAGAUAUUUUUUAAAAAGUAAAUCAUUAAAAAUUUGGAAAAUUAUUUUUAUUUAAUAUAUAAUUGAAGCGCUAUAGAAAUCCAGAAUGAAGACAGACUUGUUGGUAUUGGAUAAAUGCAAGUGACAAUUUAUUCUAUAUAUCAAUAAUUUCUUGGUCUAUGUUUUCCAAAAUGAAAAAAUGAGAGCAAUAUCACAUUAUUUGGCAUUACUACUUUGUUGCUGUUGUUUCUGUUUAUGGCUGAGCUGUGCAAAGAACAAAAUUAAAGGUUGGGGGUUACUAGAUUCAUCAAAAGCUUCAUGAUCUUUGGGAUUGGUUUACUCAAUGACUUCCUUGCUCACAUAUAAUGCUUUAGCCUGAAGAGCUUGCACAAUCAAGGAAGUAGUUAAUGGGUUCCACUGCCAAUUGAUGUUGUCUGUGUCUUCCCCAGUACAGUGCAGCCUGAUUAUUGUGUGACUAAGACAAGCAUCUCCAGUGAUAUUGGAAGGAAAAAUGACUAGAUAUCAGAGUCUAGCUAACAUUAGUUAAAAUACUACCCCUUGGUGACAAGAUGCCCAUUGUUUACUAGAUCUGUGGAUUCUUGCUGGGUCCCACCCGAUGGCAUAGCUGUAAUGCGCAUAGAAAGAUGUUUAACAGCUCAGCUACUACAAAGCCUAUGAAGAUGUGUAAAGAUCCAUAAAAUAAUCACGUAGCCACCUUCCUGGUGUAGUGUUUUAGGACAAUCCAGAACAGGCAGGGGGGGCCCAUUAGUUUGGGAGACGCUUAUCACCACUUCUUUAGACACAUUUUAUAACCAGCCUGGUUAGUGUCAUCUUGGAAAGUUAUGGCAUAAAUGUCAGUGCUUCGCUUUGGUGCCACUUGUGCAGAUUCAAAAAUGUAGGUUUACAGUUCUAGCUUUUAUUUGGUGCAAGAGCUCGAGCUCAAGACUAUGGUUUCUAAACUAGCUUGUGCUGUGAAUGUGUAGGCUGCUAUGCUGGGUCCAUUGUUUAGUGUUUCUUAGAGAUAUGUUGAUUAUACGUAAUUCAUGUGAACAUAGAUAUGAAAAAUUAAAACUUUUUUUUUUUUUUUAAUAUUUCUACAUAUGAUGUCUUCACAUGGCAGUUAGUUGAUGUCUAUAACACUAGUGCGAUUAAUUGUUAUGGGGCUCUUGCACCGCAAAAAUAUCUGUCCCAGUUUGUAGUGCGAUAUGACCACUUUGAUUUCAGGUUUCAAUCUUCCUUUCUGCAGAAUUGUGCAUUUUCCUCUAGGCUUGUAUCACCACUGCACAACUCUGCAUUCUAUACAGAAGAGUCCAUAUCCCUUUAUAAUGAGUCAGGAAUGUGUAGUCCUUCUCAUGGCAGGAGGAGUAUAGGAAUGUAUAUGUCCUUGACAUGGCUGCUUUUGGUCUCAUCCUCAAAGUUUGUGACUGAAUCUAACCUGUGGCUGUGUGUAAAUAGUUUUGAAACAACUUGCAGGAUGACACAUGAAACUGUAUCUUACAGACCAUGUGAAAAUAUCAUAUUUUUACCAUUUUACACAAUUUGCUGUUUUUUUUUCCUUCUGUUACUGUGAGAAUCAUUCAUUCAAAUGCCAAAAUUAAACUGUAUUCUGAAAAAAAAAA
Messenger RNA from Xenopus laevis (African clawed frog), 4756 nucleotides. It is a transcript of the gene dgcr2.L, whose product is annotated as DiGeorge syndrome critical region gene 2 L homeolog. The record is from RefSeq and is a predicted model, not a curated record. Gene Ontology annotation, molecular function: carbohydrate binding. The transcript is spliced from 11 exons. NCBI's taxonomy places the organism in Eukaryota, Metazoa, Chordata, Amphibia, Anura, Pipidae. Gene Ontology annotation, cellular component: membrane. Bases 263 to 1951 code for a protein of 562 amino acids.